Penicillium pulvis is the source of this 1122-nucleotide messenger RNA. RefSeq names its product GATA transcription factor LreB. Gene Ontology annotation, biological process: regulation of DNA-templated transcription. The transcript has 2 exons. Lineage: Eukaryota; Fungi; Ascomycota; Eurotiomycetes; Eurotiales; Aspergillaceae. Gene Ontology annotation, molecular function: sequence-specific DNA binding; zinc ion binding. The coding region runs from base 1 to 1122 and encodes 373 amino acids. The record is from RefSeq and is a predicted model, not a curated record.
AUGGCCUUAAGCCAGCAACCCCAGCUCGACAGCCUGCAGCCACCCGCGUCGCAGCGGCAGUCCAUUUCCAACGAAACGAGUCAAGGGUAUCCAGGCGAUGGACCCUAUGGAAGUUAUGGGCUACAAACGGCGCAAGCGCAACAGGACCCAGGAUGGAUACAGCGGGUGCUGGAGGAAAUGAAAGACAUGCUUUUGCUUCUCAACGCCCAAGGUCGCAUCACCUAUGCGUCGCCGUCGGCGAAGCAGAUCACAGGCCGAUCCCCCAAACAACUUGAAGGGAGUCCGAUCACACAAUAUAUUCACGAUGAAGACCAGCCUGUCUUCAACCGUGACAUGGAUGACGCAGUCGCUACGAACCGUCCCUUUCGUACCCAUGUUCGAUUCCAGAAACUCAACAGCGCCUUCUGCCUUGUCGAAAUCUACGGGCACCCGCAUAUUGCGAAUGCGAAUGCGUUGCAGGAACGGAAUAAGACUCCACAGGAUCUAUGUACUGGAUUUUUCCUCAUGUGUCGGCCUUAUCCCUCGAAGAUCUCUCAGCUCCUCGAUUCGUUCCUCGAACAUAAGAUUGAGAACGCACGACUAGUGCAACAGAUUGCCAAGCUUAACCAAGAAGAAGAGGAGGAAGCAAACAUGGCCCGCGUCGCAUACGGCAAGGCGGAUGGUGACCAGCCACUAAUAGAUAACGCCACCGGACAGAUCAUCCUGAGCGACCAGGAAUCGAGUGAGACCGCUGCUGCGCAGUCCGAAGAUUCUGACCCCAGCGACGGGGCAGAGUUCUUUGAGAAAGCACCGAAGCCAGAGGGUCUGUCGCAUAUCGAUGGCAUUGAAGUCAUGACAGGUCUAUUCUAUGGUGACGGCGAGCGGUCACAGGGUCUUAGUACUGGUAUGCGACGUGGUCGACUAGUCCACUGUGAUAUCGAUAUCACCACGGCCGCAGAUCAAGCCCGAAAUGUGCAAGAGGGGGACAGACGCAAGCGACUUAAGGGGCAGCAUGUCUGCACUGAUUGUGGAACCGCUGACUCGCCUGAAUGGCGGAAAGGGCCCAGUGGGCCCAAGACUUUAUGCAAUGCCUGUGGCUUGCGCUGGUCCAAGAAGGAGAAAAAGCGCCAGGAGUAUAAUUAA